AUGUUUUUAGUACUUGUAAAGUUGAUUAAUCUCAACCCGUUAUCAUUUGACUCUUCAUGUAAGCUCUCACCUCCUAUAGUUGGUUGGAAAAAUUGCUCUUUGCUAAUCCAAGUUCAUGCAUGGAUCACAGAAGAUACUGAUCAGACAAAAGAAAUAAGAUGCUGCAUUGAAAUUGCACGGUCAACUUUUAAUAGAACGAGAAAACUUUUGUGUAAUCGCAAUAUCAAUAUAUUCCUCCAGAUAAGAAUGCUUCGAUGUUAUAUUUUCUCUACCCUUUUGUAUGGAGUUGAAGGUUGGACACUUAAAAAAUCCAACAUUAAAAACCUAGAAGCAUUCAAAAUGUGGUGUUACCUACGUAUUUCGAAAAUAUCAUGGAUGGAUCGCAAAACAAACGAACAAGUUCUCGAACAACUAGGAAAACAAUGUGAAGUAGCCGCCGAAGCUGCACAGAAAGUUGUGAGACUAUUUGUUCACAACAACGAACCACUGUGGGAUCUCUUGGAUAAGAUCAUACUUGCUUUAUCUUCUGUUAUAGCUUCAACACCCAAGUUACAGAGAAUAUGGAAGAAAAAACUGUUUAAGAAAUUACAGAAGGCCACAGACAAGUCAUGCCGAGAAAAAAAAAGCUUAGAAAAUCCAACUUGGAUAGAAAACAAUUUAAUUGAUGUAAACAGCCAAUACAGAGGUGAUUUUUCAGUUGAUGAAAAUAGUUAUUUUACAAACGAGGAAGUCGAGAUAACCGUACAAGAAGUAAAACAAACUUUAGAAAAACUGAAGAACAGAAAAGCUGCAGGUAAAGAUGGAAUUCCAAAUGAAUUAUUGAAAUAUGGUGGAGAAGCAUUAACAGAACAGCUAACAGCACUAAUUAACAAAAUCAUCAAACAUAAUAAAAUACCUGAAGAGUGGAAGAAAAGCGAGCUUAUCCAAUACAAAAAAGGAGAUAAAAAACAACCUGAAAACUACAGAGCGGAUGAACAGCAGGGUUUUCGCACAGGAAGAUCGUGCACAGAUGCAGUAUUCAUCAUAAAACAGAUUACCGAGAAAGCACUAGAGUAUAACAGACCAGCAUUCAUAUGUCUAAUAGACCUGAAGAAAGCGUUCGAUAAAGUAAAGCUUAAAGAUGUAAUUCACCUUCUUUACGAUAGAGAAAUUCCACUAAAUGUUAUAAAAACAAUAGAGAACAUUUACCAGAACAACAAUAUGGAAGUCAGAAUAGAUGACCAGCUUACAGAUCCAAUAGAUAUGGGCAAUGAAUUAAGACAAAGAGACUCGCUUAGUCCAACGCUAUUCAAUCUAAUCAUGGAUGAAAUCCUCAAUACUAUUAAUAAAGAAAGAGGAUACAAAAUGGAGAACAAAGAAAUCAGAAUACUCUGCUAUGCAGAUGAUGCAGCCCUAAUUGCAUCCAAUGAAGACGAUCUACAAAGACUAACCCAUAGAUUCAACACAAGGGCAAAGGACUUUAAUAUGGUGAUCUCUACACAGAAAACUAAAACAAUUGUAAUCAGUAAAGAAUCAAUUAGAUGUAAACUGGAAAUCGACGGUGUCAGCAUUGAGCAAGUAAUGGAGACAAAUUACCUAGGAAUUACACUGUCUAGCUACGGAGAUGUGGAGAAGGAAGUGAAAAAUCAAGUACAAAAGGCUAAUAAAAUAGCAGGUUGUCUUAAUAACACGAUAUGGCGUAAUCCCCACAUUAAUACCGACGUGAAAUCAAGAAUCUACAAAGCAACAAUAAGACCAAUAAUGACAUACACUUCAGAGACAAGACCGGAUACCUCCAAAACUCAGCAACUACUAGAAACAGCGGAGAUGCGUUUACUGAGGAGAAUUACAGGAAACACACUAAGGGAUCGAAUGAGGAGUGAAGAGAUCAGAAGAAAAUGCAAUAUACCAGAAAUAAAUAAGUGGACACUGAACAGAAAAAAGGAAUGGAACGAACACAUAAACAGAAUGGAAGAAACCCGAUUAGUCAGAAUAGCGAGGGACAAUUCACCAAAAGGUAGAAGAAGUAUCGGGCGACCACGCAAAAGAUGGAGUGAUAACCUCCAAUAG
Molecule: messenger RNA, 2049 nt
Organism: Diabrotica balteata
Lineage: Eukaryota; Metazoa; Arthropoda; Insecta; Coleoptera; Chrysomelidae
Source: the annotation of a GenBank genome assembly